Messenger RNA from Mycetomoellerius zeteki, 3752 nucleotides. It is a transcript of the gene Cow, whose product is annotated as Proteoglycan Cow. NCBI's taxonomy places the organism in Eukaryota, Metazoa, Arthropoda, Insecta, Hymenoptera, Formicidae. Gene Ontology annotation, molecular function: protein binding; extracellular matrix binding; calcium ion binding. Gene Ontology annotation, biological process: anatomical structure development. The transcript is spliced from 10 exons. Bases 345 to 1781 code for a protein of 478 amino acids. The record is from RefSeq and is a predicted model, not a curated record.
GGCAGUGACGGUGUCGCCUCACCUCGCGCGGUCACAGCACAACUCGUUCGGCUAUCGAGCUGCGCGUUUCUGUUCCGCGUCAAGCGUCGCGUAACAUACACAUACAGAUAAUACAUACACGUCAAGUCGGAGUUUCGCGUGCGCCGGACGUCGAUCAUCGGUUGCAUCGUCCGCGUUAACCGCCCCGAUAUUUCCUCCCUCCGUUUGACGGUGUAACUCGCGCGUGCCGAUUUCCUCUCUUUCUCUCACUUUCGUUCUGUCGCGCCGCGCGCGCGAGCGUCUUCCGCGGUGAAGUAAGUGACGGUUCCGGGGAUAAGGAGAGGACUCGGAGGACGGUUUCAGCCAUGCGAUUCUCGUGGAUGCUCGCGGCCACGGUGCUGCUAGUUCUGGCCACGGGGGUGAGAUGCAAGAGGAGAUUCGACGGUGAUUUCGAAUUCGCCGAAGAGGAUGAUCCCCGCAUAAUGAAAGUUGGAGACAAGAAACGUUGGAUACACGACCCGAAUAGUGAGCUUUGUCGUCCACUCAACUGCAAGAAGAAGGAACUUUGCCUUUUGGAGGACACGUUUACGGCCGUCUGCGUCUCGAAGAAAGAGCUUCACAAAUCAGGAGAUAUAGUGAUUCCAAAGUCUCGUGCAGUUCAACAGCGACGAAUGAGGACCGAAACCUCAGUUGAUUCGGACGACGACGACGCCUUCUUUGAUUCCGAAGACGACGACGACGAUCAGGACGAGUCAAAGUGCCAGGAAUGUCCUGUGGUGAAGCCUACAUUCCUCUGCGGAAACGACAAUCGCACGUACAGUUCGCCGUGCCGACUCGAGUACCACAACUGCAUUCAUCAUACCUCCGUCCACAUUGCCUGUAAAGGUUUUUGUCCGUGCAAAGUUGCUGAUCUGCGAAUGUACUCGAAGAAGACGCAGAUGCAAAGGAAGAAGAUGCUCAUGGGCAAGAUGGGCCGUAACCACGACAUCACCCUCACUCCCCGCGACUUCAAUUACGAUAAUCAUCACUACCAGUAUCUUAAGUACACGAAACGUGGCAAGGGACUCGCUAACGCGAACAGAUACGACGACAAGCAUCUGAUGAGCAAUGAAGUCACGGACAAGACUCAGUCACCGUCGAAGGCUAUAUACAACGUGCAGUUACCAUCCAGAAAUACGGAUUGCCCGUUGUCGUCCAAGCCUGCAAUGGCCAACCGCCUCCUAGAUUGGUUCUCCGUCGUAAUGGCGGACUCCAAGCAUCGCCGUCAGCAUCCCAAGCCUAAAGGUCAUUUCCCAAUCGGUUGUCAGAGCGAGGUCAGGUGGAUGUUCGGACAUUUGGACAGCGAUAGUGAUGGCCGACUCUCACUCUCCGAACUGUAUGGUCUGGAACACGACCAAAAUGAACCGUGCUUAAAACCUUUCCUGGAUAGUUGUGAUACCGACAGCGACAUUUUUGUGAGCGGUCCUGAAUGGUGCGGGUGCUUCUCUAAAGCUGAACGUCCGUGUGCCGCUGUACGUAGACGAUCAUCGCCGGAUUCUGCACCUGCUUGCGAUUCGCGAGGAUAUUACCGCAGCACUCAGUGUCAUCGGGGUCUUGGUCUCUGUUGGUGCGUCGAUCCGCAUGGUGUUGAGUUUGCUGGUACCAGAACGCGCGGUGCAAAGCCUGACUGCGACACAAUUGUAAACAAGAUCAGCAGCGGUGGGCUCAAAACUAACAAUGUGGACCUUGAUGACGACGAGGACGGCGGUACCGACUCCUCUCAGGAUCUUGAAGGCUCAGCCGAUCAACCUCUAGAUUUCUAGACAUAUUAAAGGCGGCGGCUAGCAACGGAAGCGCAGCAUCUUUAACCGAGCAUCUUUAAGAGCAGAGAACCGACUGUACGGUCGGAAGAAAGUGAGGGAAGGUGCGCGCGUUCGCCAGCUUUGGAAAUACCGCCGAGUUGUGAUCAGAGGUGUUCUAUGUCAUCGUCGGGCCGCCUGUCGAACCUGUCGAGGUCCACGCGUGACGAAACGAAACGUGAGCCUAAAUGAGUUCCGAGAGCAACGAAAAAGCACGACGAUCAUUAGUUAUGAGGAGGUCGGAUUCGUAGCGAAUCGUGCUACGUGGAACCGGAAAAGAUCGUUGUCGAAUUAUCAUAACGAUCUUAGUCGCGUCCUUCGUCCCAGUUAGGAAGCUCCGAUCGACAUUUAAAGUAGCGAGUGUCUUGCCAUGUCGUGCAAUAAUCGCGUAUGUCCAGCGGUAAGUGGCGUCUACAGCCCAUUCUACGCAAUCGUAGAUCCCGUGUAAUCAUAAUACCGUGCAAUAUCCAAUAGAGUCCGUGUAGAGAGUAUGCAGAUAUGGCCGAAAGUGUAUGUACGUGUGUGAGAAUUGCUGGUGACGGAGUGAGGGGAGAAAAUUCCGCAGCGAGCCGCGCAGAACACCAACCGUUGGAUUACCUCCGUGCCUAUCGAGGUAUCUCCACGCACAAUUAAAAGUAUAAAUAAUAUAAUUACGUAUCGUUUAUGCAUACACAAAACAAAAAAAAAAGAUAUUCAUGAAAUAAGAAAGAAAGGCCGAAUACUACGAAAUAAUUUCGUCGUAUUGACCAGAAGUCAUGCGUGGUGACACAAAUUGCAUUUAACGGAAAACUAAGUGAAAAACCCUAUAAGCGUAUGAUUUCUAAUUGCUAGAUUAACAAUUAUAAUAUUGAAACAUAAUGUUAAUUAUGAAUAAUAUGAAUUACGUGAUAACAAUGCAGCAACCGAACAAAAUCAAACUGGUUGAGAAAAAAAGAUACGAGAGCGGGAAGAAGAGGCGGGCGGAUGUGUGAAGUCAUUCUGCUACUGUCACACUUGCACGUUGAAACUUAGUUGAAUCACUCGAAGCAAAUAGGUUUUCGUAGCACUUACUACUUCACUUUCGGCUGUGUUUCGCCGAACGCGGUAUAGAAAAUCUCACCGUUAUUCCGCUUAUUUAUUAUAUUCUCUCGGGCAAGCUUAGAGUUCUUUAAGUUAUUCUUCUUUCCCUCAGCCAUUUUACGUUAUAAAAUUAGUAUAAGAUAUACAGAAUAAAGAACGACCUAUUUCGUACUCGUUAAUGAUCUAUUUCAUACUACGCAGUUCAAUCACGAUCAUAGGACGUCGAGCUGGUUGUUAAGAAAAAUGUGAGAUCGCUUAGAAAAUAACGUGAAAUAUUAUUAUGUCUCUAUUAUACAUUGCGCGACUCAGUUCGCGCGGAGCAUUAGGAUUCUUUACGCAAUCGGAAACGACAUCCAUCGUGCAAUGCUGAGAGUUGUUUUCUACGAAGCUAGAAAAUGUUCGACGUCGUGAUUCGUCUGCAUUUACUGUAAUUAUAAGCAUUUUUACUUACAACUUUUACUUAAAGAGUGUGUGGUACACCGUAGAUAUUAGAGUAACAUGUAAUCCGUAGAAAAAAAAGAAAAAAAAGAUCAGUGUGACUAUGUGAAUAUGCCCUUAGCGUUAGAAGGCAAUUUACGUAGAAAUAGUCGAUGCAAAAACUACACGUGUCUCAUUUAGAAUGAAAAGUGAUAAUUCAUUUUGCAAGCCUAACGCGUUUCACACACUUCGACAUGCAUUCCUUCUACGAAGUAUUCAGGGAAAAUAAUACUCGUCGUGUAUAUUGAUCAAAGACAACAUUGUUGUAUGUACCGAGAUUUUUAAACACGUCAAACAGAAUGUACAUUUUAUCUUUUUUUUCUACCAAUGCGUUUUAUUUCGACGGCUCGUGAUUGCACGGCAAUCUUUGUGAUUUCAUCGACUAUAUCGAGUUUUAUA